GUCGGUUGUUGUCACCCACAGAGGGAUUUACCAGCAGGGAGCAGUCCCGCAUCAGGGAGCUGCCCGCACAGCGCUGGCCCUGCAGACCCUCCGCCUCUGCUCUCAGCUGCUCCACCUGCCUCUGAGUGCCGCCUUCCAAGUCCCCUGUCCUCCCUGCAAACUCUCUUUGGCUUCCUGUAGGCAUCUAGCUCCCAGCAGGAAUGGUAAUGAAGACACUGAUUCUAACGCUGGUUCUGGUCGCAGCAGCUGGGGCAGAGGAGAAGAAUAAGUUGGUGCAAGGGACAUCUUGUGACAAGAGCUCCCACCCCUACCAAGCGGCCCUCUACCACUCGGGCCAGUUGUUCUGUGGAGGGGUCCUCAUUCACCCAGAGUGGGUGCUCACCGCUGCUCACUGCAAGAAACCGAACCUUCAGGUCUUUCUGGGGAAGCACAACCUGCAUAAGUCCGAGAGCUCCCAGGAGCACAUCUCUGUUGUCCAAACCGUGUCCCACCCUGGCUACACCGCGGCCACCCACGACCAGGACAUCAUGCUGUUACGUUUGGCACGCCCAGCCCAUCUCUCAGACCUCAUCAAGCCCCUUGCCCUGGAGAGGGACUGCUCCUCCAGCGAAACCAGCUGCCAGAUUCUAGGCUGGGGGAAGACAGCUGAUGGGAAUUUCCCUGACACCAUCCAGUGCGCCCACGUGCACCUGGUGCCCCGGGAAGAGUGUGAGCGUGCCUACCCGGACCAGAUCACGCCAAACAUGGUGUGCGCCGGGGACGAGAAGUACGGGCGAGAUUCCUGCCAGGGUGACUCCGGGGGUCCCCUGGUGUGUGGAGACCGUCUCCGAGGCCUUAUUUCCUGGGGCAACAUCCCCUGUGGGUCAAAAGAGAAGCCAGGAGUCUACACCAACAUCUGCCGAUAUUUCAAUUGGAUCCAAAACAUCAUCAAGGGCAGGAGACGCUGCCAGGAAACAUUCAAAGGUUGACACCUCCCACCUCACUGGCUGGUUCCAGAUGAUCUCCCAACAAGUUCUUGCCUUUUCUACCCCCCACCCCCACCCGUAUUUAAUCCUUGAUCUUAAGGAAGGUGGUGACAAGAGAACAGGCAUUCUCCCCAAUUUUACCCCAGUGCCAGGCUUGCAUCACCAGGAUCCCAGGAAAGAUAAGACACCCACCUCUCAGAGGAUUCAGGGAAAGUCCUUUGCCCUGCACAUUCCAUGGCCUUAAUUUCUUCCUACCACGGAGUAGUUAGUUACAAGCCUAGACGAACCUCAAAUGGCAUUCCAGUUCCUCCACUUACCUGUGUGUCCUUGUGAUGACGUCCUUCAUGGUGUAGAUGCUCUUACCUAUGAAAUAAAGAUAUAUGACAACU
This is a messenger RNA of Echinops telfairi (small Madagascar hedgehog), 1354 nucleotides long. Its product is annotated as kallikrein-6. Bases 201 to 968 code for a protein of 255 amino acids. Lineage: Eukaryota; Metazoa; Chordata; Mammalia; Afrosoricida; Tenrecidae. Gene Ontology annotation, biological process: proteolysis. The transcript has 7 exons. The record is from RefSeq and is a predicted model, not a curated record. Gene Ontology annotation, molecular function: serine-type endopeptidase activity.